This is a messenger RNA of Oncorhynchus tshawytscha (Chinook salmon), 1374 nucleotides long. Its product is annotated as interferon a3-like. The record is from RefSeq and is a predicted model, not a curated record. Gene Ontology annotation, cellular component: extracellular region. The transcript is spliced from 4 exons. Gene Ontology annotation, biological process: defense response. NCBI's taxonomy places the organism in Eukaryota, Metazoa, Chordata, Actinopteri, Salmoniformes, Salmonidae. Gene Ontology annotation, molecular function: cytokine receptor binding. Bases 357 to 731 code for a protein of 124 amino acids.
ACGCUGACGUUUCCCAUUCACUUUUCAGUUGUAGCGCAACAGCAGAGGACUACGGAACAAUAUUUCGGACUAACUUUGAUCGAAAACCACUAAAUGAAUGUCUCAUAUGGCUACAUUUCUUAAGAAGUGUGGGUUUUAUUUCGCCUUCGAUGAUAUUAUCGGACUUUUUUUCGGUUCAAGCGAAGUUAUUAGCAGUUGAAAGCAAAGCUCGCGAAUAGCCUAUAAUCGCUAGUAAUAGUCUAGACGAUAUCUAAAAUGAAUAAUCAUAUCUCGUGGUUCAAUUAUAAUUUAAAGCUGAUUUCAACGAGAAUGUGUAUAGAUUUACUUUUUUUUUUAGUCCGGGAGACGGAGCAGGCAUGGAAUUCCAAUUGCUGUAUGCGCUAGUCUGGAAAAUGGAAGUCACCGCCUCCGUAUGCAGAGCGUGUCAUUGCUGUGACUGGAUUCGACACCACUACGGUCACUUGAGCGCAGAAUACCUUUCCCUGCUGGACCAGAUGGGAGGAGAUAUCACAAAGCAGAAUGCCCCUGUCCUUUUCCCAACAUCACUUUACAGACACAUAGAUGAUGCCGAGGUUGAGGACAAAGUCAGAUUCCGGAAAGAGGUCAUCUAUAAAAUCACAAAACUGUUUGAUGGGAAUAUGAAGUCCGUCACCUGGGACAAGAAAAACCUGGACGAUUUCCUCAAAAUUCUAGAAAAACAAUUUGAAAACCUUAAUUCCUGCGUUAAGUAAGGGUCUAUUUAAAGUAUAAUCCCUGUUCAGGUCAGGGUUCUCCAAUCCCGUUUAUGUUGAGUUACCCUCCUGUAAGUUUUCGCUCCAACCCCAGUUGUAACUAACCUGGUUAAGUUUAUCAACUACCUAAUUAAUCAGGUGUGGUAGAUUAGGGUUGGAGUGAAAACCUACAGGAAUGUAGUUCUCCAGGAACAGGGUUGGAGAGCCCUGGUUUAGUUGUAGCCUACUAACUCUACAAGUGGAGAAAUGGACUUAUAAAGUACAUAUAAUGUGUUCAACUUUUUCCACAUUUUGUUACCUUACAUACCUUUUCUAAAAUUGAUUAAAUGGAUUUUUCCCCUCUUCAGUUUAUACACAAUACCAAAAACCGUGUUUUAGAUAUUUUUUCAAACAUAAUAACAAUACAAAACUGAAACAUCACAUUUACGUAAGUAUUCAGACCCUUUACUCAGAACUUUGUUGAAGCACCUUUGGCAGUGAUUACAGGCUUGAGUCUUAUUGGCUAUCAUGCUACAAACCUGGCACAUCUGUAUUUGAGGAGUUUCUGCCAUUCUUCUCUGCAGAUCCUCUCAAAUUCCAUCCGGUUGAAUAGGGAGCGUCGCUGCACAGCUAUUUUCAGGUCACUCUAGAGAUGUUCGAUCAU